This is a messenger RNA of Labrus bergylta (ballan wrasse), 2267 nucleotides long. The record is from RefSeq and is a predicted model, not a curated record. NCBI's taxonomy places the organism in Eukaryota, Metazoa, Chordata, Actinopteri, Labriformes, Labridae.
UCUGCUUGAUACCACCCAAAGUCACACCAAGUAGUCCAAACAUUUCCUGUUUCCAGGCAUUGUGUGAUCCUUUCCUCCCUGAGAGUAGGCUAAUUUACAAAUCUAAGGGAAGUCAGCCGCCUCAUGUGGGAGUCUCUCUUUCUGAUGCAAUGACCUCUCUCCCGUAGGCUACACAUAGACUGUAAAUAUUAGCGGUGCGGAAAGAAGAGUACGACAUAUCAAAGAAGAUGAGUGGGAUAAAACGUGUCAUGUUUUUUAAUGUUCUUUUUUAUCUAAAAGGAUUUGCAAAAGGAGGUGCUGCAGAUGUAAAAACAGUGUUUUGUGGUAUUGAAGAGAACUGCACCUUACCGUGCACAUUCCCAACUGGAGAAGAUGUAGUCAUCUCCUGGAAAGAGACAACAACAAAAGAAAUUCUCCUCCACUACUACAAUAACCAAGACCAUCCCAAGAAUAAAGCCCAACGCUUCAGUGGCAGGACGUCGUUGAGCUCUGAAAAAGAGGCCUCACUCUGUCUGACAGGGGUUACAGUUCAGGACGAGGGCCGAUAUGAGUGCUAUGUUAGCAUACCAGAUAGCCCAGCAAAACAGUCAACAAUGGACCUAAAAGUGGACGCUCCGCCACGUAAAGUCAAUAUUCAGCAGGUGGGAAACAGGAUCACCUGCAGCUCAGAGGGGAUCUACCCUCAGCCUGAGCUCACCUGGUCCUCCAGUCCUCCAACCAAUCUGACUGUAGCAGACACACCGACUGUCCAUCAGAAAGAGAAGCUCUACAGCAUCAAUAGCUCUCUGACAGCUCUAAAUGUCUCCAAUCUGGACUACAGCUGCACCAUCAGCACUGGCAGAAACAAGAGGAGAGCAACUUUGUCUAAACCAGCUUUUAUCAACAUUUUCAACACUGAAACCACGAUUUCCUGCAAUCAGAACAUCACAAACACCUCCCCAACAGACUUUACCUGGAGAUUCAACCACAGUGAGGUCAUCCUGAACCGAACAACGGCCAAGGACUCCUACACAGUCCCAGCGGAGUGGAGGGUGUACUUGAAGAGUGUUUCUACGUCAGGCAGCCUCAUUUUGAAAGACUUAACUUCAGAUCAGGAGGGGAUAUACACGUGUGAAGUGAACACAGCUAAGGAGACUUUUGUAACAAACACCUUUCUUAAGGUUUUAAAAGACACCUCUGUUAAUAUUGCGGCAAUUGCAGGUUCAGUGAUUGGAGCCUGUUUGUUUUUGGCAGCAAUCAUCUUCCUAUUAUGGUUUUUCUUCAGAAACGGACAAGGAUACAGGACGGUUAUGCUAAGAAUGGAAAAUCGACAGGACAACAACUGAAAGGAGACGGACAUAAAGUGACAGGAAUUAUAGAAGUUAGAGUGUUGAUGACGUGCACUGAAAGGCCAAGAGCUGGACCCAAACCAAAGCCUACUGUGGUGAAGGCACAGCAUCAAUACAUGAGCCACACACUCUACCAACUUGCUGCCUGGCAUUUCCCUCCUCCCUAUUUGAAUCUGCAUUCUGAUGAUAAAUUCUCAAGACAAAAACAUGACAUUUUGGUUAUGUUUUGUUUGAGCCCUAAGUUUUGUAAUGUUUGCAGACCAGUGAGGGAAUGCUGGAUAAAAACGAUUCCUAUUGAUCUGUGCAUAUGAAGACAUCGGUCACUCUGUACAGUUCUUCAUGAAGAAUGUAUUAAAUGAGUGUCGACAAAUAGUCCAUAGAGAAAUGAAUGUAGAAAUGGAGAGGGAAUUAAACUACGGCUCAUACAAAUGAAGAUGAACAUCUCCACAUGGGAUUAAAGGAUGAAAUAAUACUUGAUGCACUUAUUUUUAACGCUGGAGCACUCUGAAAAAACAACUUUUACUUGUGUUGGAGUUUGGAGAACCAAUUGUUGAAUUGUUGUCUGACCUCACACACACACGCACACACACACACACACAGAGUAUGCAUCUCUGUGAGAGAUUGCAGAGGGAAUGCAUGUAUUUGAACGCACAUUAAUCUGUUGUAGAGUUUGUAAUUCACUGUUUUCUUCUGACGCUCAGGAUGGAAAGCUAAAACUUUGUGACAUUUAAUACAGCUUUGUUUUUUUUUUAAAACAGGCAAGCAUACAAACCAUGAUGAAUUAAUUGCUUCUUGGUUGAUAAUCUACUGAAAAACCAUCAGGAUUUAAAUUCUAGAUGGACAUCGGGCCAUAGAUUAAAGAAAAACAAUGUACUUGACAGUAGAUUAGCUAGAUUAGAUGGUUCACUGAUUGGGUGAUUCUAAAUUGAGGCAGUCUCU